AUGGCCGGCAUCGAGAGGCAGGUGGCUGUUUGUGGUCAGAUAGAGACUUGGAUGAUGGCUUCUCCUUUGUCCAAGAGGAUGGAUCCUCAUGGAUUCGUCUUUGCAUCCAAAGGGAGGGGAGCCCCGGGCGCUGAGGAGCGGGAGGCGUCGGCGUCGCGCCCGUCGGACCCGCGGGGGGCUUUCGGGCGGGGUGCGGGCGCGACCCCGCGGGGUCCCGGGCUAGGCGCGGGGGGCGGCCCCCCAGACGGGCUGCGCCCGAAGCGCGUUCGCCGGGCGUUUUCCGGCCGAUUCUCACGAGCGUUCUGCCCAAACCGGGAUCGGUUUGGGCAGAAC
This is a messenger RNA of Soboliphyme baturini, 333 nucleotides long. The record is from the annotation of a GenBank genome assembly. Lineage: Eukaryota; Metazoa; Nematoda; Enoplea; Dioctophymatida; Soboliphymatidae.